UAAUGGGCCACUGUAAGAAACUUUUACUGAAAUCUUCACCAUGUGUAGAUGAAUCAUGAAUGUAGGACAUUCAAAUGAAAAUUUUCAACCAUACAACACGAAAAUGAAAUGGUCUGGGAUCAUCCUUGAAGUUUGAUUAUUGGAUGCAUGCCAGUGCUGAUCUUAAGCAUGAAGGAAAGCAAACAGAAAAACAGGCCAGCUAUUGUAUUUCUACAUAGCUCUCACAAAAUGAAGGAAUGGGUGCGGCCAUUACUUGAGGCUUGGGCUGUGGCUGGAAGCAGCGAAGGGAUUGCAAAUCAUUUUUACGAACUUGUACCUGACAUGGCACUUGAUUUUCCAUUCGAACUGGAUAAGUUCCAAAAGGAGGAACCCCAGGAAGGUGGACUUCUGUUGCCCCUUUUACCAUUUUUUAUUUUUGUUACCCUGAAUAUGAUAUGAAGUGUUUUGGAACUUUUGGAUAAAAAGUGGUAAAUUUGUACUGCAAUUCUCAAUUUCAAUUUGAAAACUCUAAUAACUUUUAUUUGUAGUGUAAAAUGUUGAAUUAUUCGUUGUGAGGUAUCUGCCUGGGAUUUUCUUCUAUUUGAAUCUCUCUCUCUCUCUCUCUCUCUCACAGCCAUUUGUUUCAUUUGUAGCAUAAGUAACAUGUGUUUUCUUGAUUGUUUUUUUCUGGGUCUUCUGUCAUGAAUCCAGGCUAUUUAUUAUCUUUGAAAAAGGUGAAUCUGUUUUCAUGGCCUAGUUUACAUUUCAAGUAGGUUACACCGGCACGAAAAAUGGACAGUUAAAAAUGAAUAAGAAUCUGACAUGUUUUAUUAUACACAUUGUAUAUAGGUUUUUCUACAGGCAUUUGUUUUUAAAGUAAUAUAUUUAUCAUAUAUCAGUUUGGUAUUCACUUAAAUCAACAAAAUUUUGUCUUCAGCAAUUUUGUUAUUAUAUGCUUUCUUAUUGCA
Molecule: messenger RNA, 947 nt
Organism: Magnolia sinica
Lineage: Eukaryota; Viridiplantae; Streptophyta; Magnoliopsida; Magnoliales; Magnoliaceae
Exons: 3
Coding region: 148-438 (96 amino acids)
Source: RefSeq, a predicted model, not a curated record